Amorphotheca resinae ATCC 22711 is the source of this 1782-nucleotide messenger RNA. RefSeq lists its product as hypothetical. Gene Ontology annotation, molecular function: DNA binding; DNA-binding transcription factor activity, RNA polymerase II-specific; carboxy-lyase activity. Gene Ontology annotation, biological process: DNA-templated transcription; regulation of DNA-templated transcription. The record is from RefSeq and is a predicted model, not a curated record. The coding region runs from base 1 to 1782 and encodes 593 amino acids. The transcript has 6 exons. Lineage: Eukaryota; Fungi; Ascomycota; Leotiomycetes; Helotiales; Amorphothecaceae.
AUGUCUGCCAGUCCCAGCGAGCCACGGGCCGAGAGACAGAAGAGGCCACGAAAGAAAAGGCAGCCCAAGGCAUGCUAUCCUUGUCGCCAGCGGAAGAUCAAAUGCGAUGGCGGCCUUCCAUGUCACAGUUGUGCUUUACGAGGCGAGGCUCGACUUUGUUCCAUGGAACCACAUUCAGUGCUAACGUCACGCCCUCAAUCAUUUGAGUCUCCAUCGAAUUCACCUCAGAUAUCUGUCCCCGGAAGCAACACGUCUUGGGACACCCAAAACGCUUUUCGUGCUAAUCCGAGCGAGGAAAGCGAGAGAUCCCCCGUGAUGCUAGAACAACUGGACACUCAUUCAGUAGAAGCCUAUCAAUCGACGUCGGCGACUAUGUUGCUGUCAGACUCGUCGGCCGCAGUCUCAAAUAAUGUCACAGUAGAUCGGCCGCCUCCCCAAGAAACGUCUAUAUAUGACCCAGACCAUCUAGACAGAAUUUGGUCGCAACUUAUGAGUGACGGCUCGAAGGCCCGCUUCCAAUUGCAGGAUUUAUAUUCUCCACGGAAAUCUAUCGCGGAACUUUGCCUUGCCCUGCCGUCUAACGUUCAAAUUCAGAGAUACUAUCAAAUGUAUUCCGAUAUUCUUCUGCCUAUAUACCCCGGAAUAGUGAAUCCAGACCUAUUUGAAGCUGAGCUACAAGUCCUUCUCGAUGACAGAGAUCGAAUCAUAGCAAGCGCCGAUGAACCAUCUCAUCCUUUGCAUCCACAUGACGCCUCGUGGUUUGCGUUGUUGUUUGGUGUUCUUGCCUGUGGCGCGCAAUGCUUGAGCACUAUGGAAAAUGAGGCUGAACUCAACUCAAAAGUCUUCGGAAGUAUCUCGUUCACAUGCCUGCGCCAAGGCAAUUUUUUGGCCUCUCCUACCAUCAACUCAAUCCAAGCUUUAUUACACAUUGGAAGCAGCUUGCGCAAUGAUAUGAAUCCCGGCAUUGCGUGGUCUCUGCUCGGUCUCACCAUUCGCCAGGCACAGAUUAUUGGAUGCCACGAAGAGCAGGCAUUGCUAGCUAAUCCCAAGAAUGAUCUAGCCAUAAUGAAAAUAAAGCUUUGGUGGGCUGUAGUCUGGCAGGACACGAUCCUAACCCUAUGUUACGGUCGUCCAUCUGGAACCCUGUCAGUGAAGGCGCGGCUUCCCCCGAUCGAUGCAAAUAGCAAAUACACGUUUACAGAUGUAAUCGACCGCAUAUGCAACGUCUGUCUUGACUUUUUUCGCCAACGAUUACUGACAGAAGAGGUCGAUAAUGCUCUGUUUCGCGAGAUUGCUUAUCGGCUGGUGCGGCAGAUUGAGGAUAUUCCUCUCAAAGCGCAACCGCAUUUGCUCUCAACUGCUAAUUGUUUGAAUGUCCAACAACACGUCGAAUAUUUUGCAGUCGUCAUUUACAUAAACCAUUCCGCCGCUCAUAUUCUCCAGUCAACGUUGCCAGAACCUUCUCAAGACGACGACGAUGAGCAUCAGAUAUCUGAUGUCAUUGUUGAGAAGAGUAUGGCCAUUGUGGAAGCCUUUCUUAGGUUACGUCAGUUGUCGAUAUUGUCGAGUCACUACUGGUCCCUUUUGCAAGCGUCGGUCACUGCUGCUAAGACUCUUAUGACUCGAGGACGCACAGCUGAUAGGCCAAAGAUGGGUCAUCUGGUGAAGGCGCUGAUAGUGUCUCUGAAAAGCAGCUGCAAUGAAACCAUAAGCGUUGUAAAUGGUUUCAGUACGAGUUUAUCACAAACAGUAGCAGACUUGACAAUGAUCCUCGAGAGUUGA